Perognathus longimembris pacificus (Pacific pocket mouse) is the source of this 3359-nucleotide messenger RNA. RefSeq names its product transcription initiation factor TFIID subunit 2-like. Gene Ontology annotation, biological process: transcription initiation at RNA polymerase II promoter. NCBI's taxonomy places the organism in Eukaryota, Metazoa, Chordata, Mammalia, Rodentia, Heteromyidae. Gene Ontology annotation, molecular function: chromatin binding; RNA polymerase II general transcription initiation factor activity; transcription cis-regulatory region binding. The record is from RefSeq and is a predicted model, not a curated record. Gene Ontology annotation, cellular component: transcription factor TFIID complex.
AGACCAACCUCUGUGAAGGCACAAGAGGAGAACUGAGUGGUUGCAGUGAGUUUGAAAUGGCAGGGUCCGGAUCUGGGCUCAAGGAGAGUUCCGGCUGUGGGGCAGGACUGCUGGGUUGGUGGAGGAACGAGGAGCAGGUGGACCCAGGACUCCGAGCUCCACGGGGCCGCCUCGGACCGCUGUCAAGUCUAAAACCUUCCAACAGGAACAGGAAGGUGGGGGACCAGGCCUUCAAGAGCCCACGGCCUUAUAAGUUAACCCACCAGCUCCUCUGCAUCGACAACCUAAACUUUGAGAGAAAAUCUGUUGUGGGGUUUGUAGAACUGACUGUAUUGCCUACAGUUGCAAACUUACACAGAAUCACCUUGAACAGCAAGCAGUGUAGAAUAGCCCGAAUAUGCAUCAAUGAUUUAGAGGCUGCUUUUAGUUACAAAGAUCCAACCUUGGAAGUUUGCCACAGUGAAUCAAAACGGCGAGAUCUCAAUUCGUUUUCUCAUACUUAUGCGGCUGCCGUUACUGCUGUUGAUCCCGAAGUAGGAAACGGAGAACUUUGCAUUAAGGUUCCAUCGGAGCUGUGGGAAGACGUUGCCCAGUUAAAGGCCCUGAAGAUACACAUUACUUUUUUGUUGGAUCAGCCCAAAGGAGGUCUUCAUUUUGUGGUACCCAGGGUGGAGGGCACUAUGGCAGAGAGAGGAGCUCAUGUCUUCUCUUGUGGCUAUCAAAAUUCCACAAGGUGUUGGUUCCCGUGCGUUGAUUCAUCCUCGGAACUGUGUACAUGGAAACUGGAAUUUACAGUAGAUGCUACCAUGGUGGCAGUGUCCAAUGGAGAUCUGGUAGAGACAGUAUAUAGCCACGGUAUGAGGAAGAAGACCUUCCACUAUAUGCUUACAACUCCUACAGCAGCCUCAAAUAUCUCCUUGGCCGUUGGACCUUUUGAAAUACUCGAAGAUCCACACAUGCGUGACGUGACUCAUUUUUGUUUACCUCCACUUCUUCCAUUGCUUAAGCAUACCACAUCUUCCCUUCAUCAAGUGUUUGAGUUUUAUGAAGACGUUCUUUCGUGUCGCUACCCCUACUCCUGUUUUAAGACGGUGUUCGUUGAUGAGGCUUACGUGGAAGUGGCGGCCUACGCUUCCAUGAGUAUUUUCAGCACCAAUCUCCUCCACAGUGCCAGGAUUAUAGAUGAGACGCCUCUGACUAGGAGGUGCUUAGCCCAGUCCGUGGCCCAGCAAUUUUUUGGAUGUUUUCUAGCCAGAAUGUCUUGGUCCGAUGAGUGGGUGCUGAAAGGAAUUUCGGGCUACCUUUACGGACUUUGGGUGAGAAACACUUUUGGUUUUAAUGAAUACCGCCAUUGGAUUAAGGAGGAGCUAGAUAAAGUCGUGGCCUACGAGCUGAAAACCGGGGGGGUUCUACUACAUCCUCUACUUCAUGGAGGAACAGAGAAGGAUAACCCAGCACCCCACCUACACUUUUCGAUAAAGCACCCGCACACUCUGUCCUGGGAGUACUAUGCUAUAUUUCAGCGUAAAGCUCACCUGGUGAUGAGAUUGAUUGAAGAUAGGAUCGGGAUGGAAUUUAUGCUACAGGUUUUCCAUAAACUGUUAAGCCUGGCCAAGGCUGCUUCAGCUCAGAAGUUCCAUUCUCACAGGUGGAGGCGGAUGUUGCUUUCCACAUCUGGAUUUUUGAAAUCCAUUUCCAAUGUCUCUGGCAAAAAUAUCCAGCCCUUAAUAAAGCGAUGGGUAGACCAGAGUGGAGUAGUAAAAUUUUAUGGAACUUUUGCGUUUAAUAGAAGACGCAACGUCUUAGAACUGGAAAUAAAACAAGAUUAUACAUCCCCUGGGACCCAGAAAUACGUGGGACCACUUCAAGUGACAGUACAGGAGUUAGAUGGAUCUUUUAGUCAUACGCUGCAGAUCGAAGAGAACAGCCUGAAACAUGACAUCCCUUGCCAUUCCCAAAGCAGAAGGCAUAAGAAGAGAAAAAUCCCACUGCCGAAUGGGGAAGAAGUGGACAUGGAUCUUUCUGCCAUGGAGGCAGAUUCUCCUUUGCUAUGGAUAAGAAUAGACCCAGAUAUGUCACUGCUGAGGAAGGUCGAGUUCAAGCAAUCCGAUUUUAUGUGGCAAUAUCAACUCCUGUAUGCAAGGGAUGUGGUCGCUCAGCAGGACUCCAUCUUGGCCUUGGAGAAGUUUCCUACACCCAUGUCCCGCCUCGCACUCACUGACAUCUUAGAACAAGAGCAGUGUUUCUACCGGGUGAGAAUGUCAGCUUGCUUCUGUCUGGCCAAGAUUGCAAAUUCGAUGGGGAGCAUAUGGACGGGACCACCGGCAAUGAAAUCACUCUUUACCAGGAUGUUCUGUUGUAAAACUUGCCCAAACAUUGUGAGAACAAACAACUUCAGGAACUUCCAAAGUUAUUUUCUACAAAAGACUAUGCCAGUUGCAAUGGCUUUGUUAAGAGACGUUCACAACCUCUGUCCCAAAGAAGUCUUCACAUUCCUUUUAGAUCUAAUCAAGUACAAUGACAACAGAAAAAAUCAGUUUUCCGAUAACUAUUACCGUGCAGAACUGAUUGCUGCUCUGGCCAACUCUGUUACCCCUGCAGUCAGUUUUCCCCUUAGCACAGGGCAGAACUUAAAUCCUGACGUGCAACUCAUUCUGGAGGAAAUCACCAGGUGCUUGAAUAUGGAAAAACUACUUCCAAGUUACAGAUAUACCAUCACUGUCAGUUGCUUGAGAGCCAUAAGGGUGCUUCAGAAGAACGGACAUGUGCCCAGUGACCCAGCCCUUUUUAAGUCUUAUGCCGAAUAUGGCCAUUUUGUGGACAUCAGGCUAGCGGCUUUGGAAGCCCUCAUUGACUAUACUAAAGUAGACAGGAACUAUGAAGUACUGCAGUGGCUGCUUACUAUGGUCCAGAACGAUCCUGUACCCUACGUAAAGCAUAAGAUCCUCCGCAUGUUGACUGAGAACCCACCAUUUACCAAGACCAUGGCGUCUCCCUUAGGCAAUGAAGCCCUGGUAGAUCAACUUUGGAAACUUAUGAAUUCGGGUACUUCCCAUGACUGGAGGUUACGGUGCGACGCUGUGGACUUGUAUUUCACACUUUUUGGUCUCGGUAGACCUUCCCCUUUACCCUUGCCAGAGCUUGGGAUCAGUUCUUCAUCAAAAGAAAAAGAAGCUGUGUUGAAUCCUACCAUAAUUCCAGAGGUGCAAAUUGGAGUUCAGAGCCCAUUUUGAUUUUCCGAAGAUGAGAUUGAUAUGGAUACUGUUCAUGAGAGCCAGGACUUCAUUUCCUAUCAUCUGAACGUGCUUGAAAGGCCAUCAACUCCAGGGCUCCGGAAAUAUGGACCAGCUAGCUCCUGA